Messenger RNA from Tympanuchus pallidicinctus (lesser prairie-chicken), 6638 nucleotides. Its product is annotated as inverted formin-2-like. NCBI's taxonomy places the organism in Eukaryota, Metazoa, Chordata, Aves, Galliformes, Phasianidae. Gene Ontology annotation, molecular function: actin binding; small GTPase binding. Gene Ontology annotation, biological process: actin cytoskeleton organization. The record is from RefSeq and is a predicted model, not a curated record. Bases 145 to 4188 code for a protein of 1347 amino acids. The transcript is spliced from 23 exons.
CCGCCUCUAAACCGGGCGCGGCCGCCGCGGCGGGCGGAUGGGCAGAGCCCGGCGGGUUGGUGUUCUGGCGGAGGUUGGCUGUCCGCUGCAGGCUGCGAGACCGCCGCCCCCCGUCCGCAGGAGACCGCCGCGGACAAGCAGUUCAUGAUGUCAAUCAAAAAGGAAGGUGCCCACAAGAAAUGGGCUGCCCUGAAGGAGAAACUCGGGCCUCAGGAUACCGACCAGUCGGAGGCCAACCUGGAAAAUGCAGAGCCAGAGCUGUGCAUCCGCCUCCUGCAAAUGCCAUCAGUGGUGAACUACUCUGGGCUGAAGAAGCGUCUGGAGAGCAGUGAUGAUGCUUGGAUGGUCCAGUUCUUGGAGCUCUGUGGAUUGGACCUCCUCCUGGAGGCUCUGGACAGGCUGUCUGGCAGAGGGGUGGCCAGGAUUUCCGAUGCCUUGCUACAGCUCACUUGCAUUAACUGUGUGAGAGCAGUCAUGAACUCCCACAGAGGCAUUGAAUACAUUGUGAGCAAUGAAGGCUACGUCAGAAAACUCUUCCAAGCACUUGACACAACUAAUGUCAUGGUGAAAAAGCAAGUAUUUGAACUCCUAGCUGCGUUGUGCAUUUACUCAUCAGAUGGCCAUGGUUUGGCUUUGGAUGCCCUGGAUCAUUACAAGAAUGUGAAGAACCAGCAGUAUCGAUUCAGUGUCAUAAUGAACGAGCUGUCGAACACAGAUAAUGUGCCAUACAUGGUGACACUGCUGAGUGCUAUCAAUGCCAUCAUACUUGGGAAAGAAGACCUAAGAACAAGAACACAGAUCCGAAAUGAGUUCAUAGGUCUUCAGUUGUUGGAUAUUUUAGACAAGCUAAGAGACAUAGAGGAGGAGGAUCUGCUUAUCCAGUGUGAUACAUUUGAAGAGUUCAAGAUAGAAGAUGAUGAGGAAUUAUUGAAGAUAUGUGAUGGGAUAAACAUGAAUGAUCACCAUGAGGUCUUUUCAUCUCUCUUCAAUAAAGUGAGCCGCUCCCCAGUCUCCAUCCAGCUGCUGUCCAUCCUGCAGAGCUUGCUCCACUUGGAACCGUCUCACCACUCCAGCCUGCUGCUGUGGGAGUCACUGGAUGCGGUAGUGAACAGAGCCCUUUUGCUCGCCAAUGACAUCCAAGGAAACACUGUUGAAGAAGUAAUUGAGAGGCUGUUAUCUAUCAAGAAGCAUCCAAACAAGCAAAAAAGAGCUGAAAAACAUCUUUCUGGAAAUGCAAAUGGAGGCAUCCAGACUGAACUAGAACCAUGCACAAGUGCAGUUCAGAGCCUGGUGGGAUCACCAAACCCCUGCACGACACCAGAAGCUUCCUCAGGACCACAAGCCUGUGAAGAGAAGACCUCAUCCUCACCGCUCGCAGCCUGCUUCACCUCACCACAGACCUCUAACCCUCCACCCAACGCUGUUCUUGCCCCUCCACCACCACCGCCUCCACCCCCACCACCUCCACCCCUGCCAUCUAGCCCAGCAUCCAUGCCCCCCACAGCCUCCAUGAAUUCACCACCAGCCCCACCACUCCCUGGCAUCCCUCCUCCACCUCCAUUGCCUGGCACGGGGGUCAUCCCUCCUUCACCUUCAUUGCCUUGCAUAGGGGGUAUCCCACCUCCACCCCCAUUGCCUGGCACGAGGGUCAUCCCUCCUCCACCUUCCUUGCCUGGCAUGGGAGGAAUCCCACCUCCACCUCCAUUGCCUGGCACGAGGGUCAUCCCUCCUUCACCUUCAUUUCUUUGCAUAGGGGGUAUCCCACGUCCACCUCCAUUUCAUGGCAUAGGGAGAAUCCCACCUCCACCCCCAUUGCCUGGCAUGGGGGGAAUCCCACCUCCACCUCCAUUGCCUGGCAUGGGGGGAAUCCCACCUCCACCUCCAUUGCCUGGCAUGGGGGGCAUUCCACCACCACCCCCAUUGUCUGGUACAGGGGGCAUCCCACCCCCUCCACCACCAUUGCCUGGUAUGGCAGGAGAUCACAUAGAAGCUGUUGUAGCCUCCCAGAUCAGCUGCCCGCUCGGCUCCAUCAGGCCUCCAUACAAGGCAGUGAAGACACCAACGCUGAGAAUGAAGAAGCUAAACUGGCAGAAGCUGCCCUCCAAUGUGGUGAGAGAAAGUCAUUCGAUGUGGGCUUCAGUGAGCAGCAGCAGCGAGGAAACCAUAGAGCCCAACUACACAAGCAUUGAGCAGCUGUUUUGCUUUCCACAACCAACCCCUAAGGAGAAAACAGCCGCACCAGUGAAGGCAGAGCCGAAGGAGAUCACAUUUUUGGACUCCAAGAAAAGUCUCAAUUUGAACAUAUUUUUGAAGCAGUUUAAAUGCUCCAAUGAAGAGGUGGCUGCCAUGGUCCAGAAUGGAGAUCGGACCAAGUUCGACGUUGAGGUUCUAAAGCAGCUGCUGAAGCUGCUGCCUGAAAAACAUGAGAUAGAAAACCUGAAGGCCUUCAAAGAAGAGAAGUCGAAGCUAGCAAACGCAGAUCAGUUUUAUCUUCUCCUCCUUCAAAUUCCAAGCUAUCAGCUACGGAUUGAAUGUAUGCUGAUCUGUGAAGAGACUACUGUUGUUCUGGAUAUGAUUCAGCCAAAAGCUGAAGCCAUCCGGAAAGCCUGCGAAGAUCUUCUGACCAGUCACCGUCUGCCUCUCUUUUGUAAACUGAUUCUCAAAGUUGGAAACUUUCUGAACUACGGAAGUCACACAGGCGAUGCUGAUGGGUUUAAAAUCAGCACUUUACUCAAACUAACAGAAACCAAAGCAAACCAAACCCGCAUUACGCUGCUCCACCAUAUCCUGGAGGAAGUAGAAAACAGCCACACAGACCUAUUGGAACUGCCGGAGGACCUUGAAUAUGUUUCAAAAGCAGCAGGAAUUAAUCUUGAUAUUAUACGCUCAGAAUCCAGUGCCAAUUUAAAAAAGCUGCUGGAGCUCCAGCGAAAGGUCUCAUCAGCAAAUGACGAUGUGAAACAGCAGUAUGAGAAACCUAUCCAGGAUAGCAUUGAUGCUUCCAGAAAAUUGGAAGAAGAUUUUGAAACCAUUGACAGGAAGAGAGAAGAACUUGCAAACUAUCUCUGUGAGGACCCAAGCAAGUUGUCCUUAGAGGAUGUAUUUAGCACCAUGAAGACUUUCAGAGAUCUCUUCAUCCGAGCUCUAAAGGAAAACAAAGACAGAAAGGAACAAGCUGCAAAAGCAGAGAAGAGGAAGAAACAGCUGGAAGAAGAAGAAGGGAAGAGACAGAAGGGAGAAAAUGGAAAAGUCAUUAAGAAGGGGUUGGUGAAGCAGGAGGAUGUUUGCGUCAUUGAUGCACUGCUGGCUGACAUAAGGAAAGGGUUCACACUGAGAAAGACGAAGAACAGACACGAGUCAGACGCACCUCCUAAAGCCUUGCCUGCGGAGAUCCCUGAGGAGAGCCAGUCUGGAAAGAGCAUUAAGGAUCCGCAAGCAGGAGGUCAGCAGAUGGAUGAUAAAGCCAAGCAAAACAACGGUCAUCCCUCAGAAAGCACUCUGUCCUUGGCCGCUGCCCUACCAGAGAUGGGUAGAGAUGUUGGAGAUGUCUCAGCUCCAAACCAGGCAUUACCUGAAAAUAAUGCUGAAGAAAAUUUGCCACCAGGGUCUAGGACAGAAGGCCCUUUGGUAAACUUAGUGGAAGCUGAUGGAGAUGGGCAGGGUGCGGGGAUGGCAAGCCUCCAGCCAGGCCUGAGUAGUGGUGCCAUUUCCUUCUCUGCUGAUAACAUAGGUGCCAAUAUAACAUUUGUCAGCAGCAGCUCUGGUGCUGCUCUAAGAGAACAGCUCAAUGGGUCCAGCUCUGAAGAGCAAGACAACAAAUGCAGCUUGGAGAGCUGCAGGCCAGCUCAGGACAUCCAGCUGAGCCAGGAUGGAGGCAAUCCCAGCACUCCAUCCACUCCCUGUGAUGGUGCACAUCAGGCAGAGUUGAAAGAGAUGGCAAAGGAAAAUGAAGACCCUGGUACAGACUCGCUGUUGGACACUUCCCAAGAGAAAUCCUUUUCGGAGGAGCCAGCCACCGACUCUUCUUGUUCAGCAACACUGCCUCCAGGGGAGACACACACUGACAAGGAAAAGCAGAGGACAUCUGGGAAACGGAGAAAGAAGAAGAGGCACAGCAAAAGCUACUCAGCAGAGGUUGAGACUGAUUCUGGAGAUUAUAAAACAAAAAAAGGUUGUGUGGUACAAUGAGGCAUCACAUCAAGGCAGAAGAAAUAACGGAGGCCCGGAGACAUGCUAACUCAUCCCCAGAGCACUGCCAGCCUCUCGGAAGCCAGGCUCUGCAUCACCAGAAGGCCUCCUGCUCUGACUGGACAUCACACUCCUCCUGAUGCAGCAUUCCACCCUUUGCCCAAAGGCCCAAUGAGCCGCCGUGGAGGCUUCAGCACCCUCAGCCCGUGCCUUACGUGACCUGCGUUGUGCCCCGGGGGUGUCUGUGGGGUCAUGGUCCAGAUUGAUGCAGCAGCAGGGAAGGCACAGGCUUACCAGCCUCCAUCCUAAUGCCCAACAUCCCUACCUGCUCUUAAGCCAAACUUCUCUUAACACAAUGGCAGAAUGCGGCCCAGUGUUCAACCCUAGGGAAAUUUUAAAAAUAGCAGUGCCUCAAAUAAAUGGAGGGUAUGAAUCCAGCAGCGGCCAUACCCUCACAGGGGAAAGCGUUAUCCCUCAUUUCAUUGCCCACACUCAGUCUUAUCUGGCCAGGACCAAGACCCAAAAUGUAUUUGUGUUCUCAAUCACUUAAAGCGAGCAAAAUCAAUUACAAGAACAACAACAAAAAUACGCAUUUCGGUCAACAUAUGGCUGUGUAAACAACAUCUGGCUACCAGAUAACACGUAUGUGCAAUUAAGUUGAAGCAUGGCUGUGGUCCUGCAGUAAUCUCACAUGUACAGCUACAUACAUAAAAUUUGGAGAAGUAGGGCUCCAGUUCCUGUCAAAAGAAAAAAGUUCUCCAGGGUACUGUGUUAAACACUUUUUCAGCUCAUCCUUUAGUAAGUCUCCGGGUUUAAAUCCCAUUCUCAGCUGCUUGCACUCUUAAGUCUUUGCAUUCAAGCUGCAGAACGUGUAUUUUCACAUUACUUUUGCUUUGAAACUGGGAACGUGCAGUAUUGUGUUUUUAAAGAUUCAGAGCUUUAUUUCUCAAGUUUUGUAAUAACGUUGUACCAUAGUUGUGUACAUAGCUGUCAAUUGAAAAUGAUCUAUGCUUGUUGAAUCUAUGGUGUGAUACUGUGCUGAAACAGGAAUCAAGCAGAAGAGAUUGUUAUAUUUAAGAACUAUGCCUUUAUAUGGUAACCUGCUCUGUCUAGACUAAUGUUCAGGAUAAACCUUAUUUUGCUUUGCUCUAUAGGAAUAGCGACAUCCUUGCAACAUCAAAGACUUUGCUGGACUGAGGUAAAGGUUAUGCCAAGAAUUAAAUCAAUGGUUUAUUUUAACCAAAGCAUUGUUACUGAGAAUUGUUAACAAAAGCAAAGAUGUGUUUGGAGUAGGUGCAUGGGCAGACUCAGCUCAGGAAGCCUUACAGAGCAGCACAACUGCGUUGCAGCUGAAUUCACGUUCCUGGCUGGCAGAAGCAAGCUGCAAAACCACAUAACCCACCCCAGGUUUGACAUGUGAGACCACUGUGUCACAUUUUAAAAGUUUUCUCCUUUUUUUCUCUCCUCUAUUUCAGUCUCUGAGUGCAUCACCCAAGAAUCAGUUCUUCUUGCUUGUUAAUCAAGUUUUUCUUUUUCACAUUAGACUCCAGCCUACCAAAGUCCAACUAGCAAACAUUUUCCCAGCAACUUUGCCUUCUGUGUGUUACCAGCAGGAGCCUGCAGCCCAGAUUCACAGAGGGCAGCCAGCCUCCUCCAGCCCACCCUGCUGAUUUAUCGAUAGGAACAAAACUGCUGUCAGUAUUUGGGAACAAGCAAGGCUUUUUGGUGUUACCUGCUGAGGGCCUCCAAAGAGAGGGUGUUUGGCAUUAUGUUCCCACUGCCUUCAAGCAUUUAUGGAGAAACUGGUAUUUUGAGCCACUGCUGGUUCUUUGUUCCGCAGUCAUUUUUGAAAACUAUAAUAAAUUGUCUGUUAAAAUCAAAUCCCAAUCAACAGAUCAAAGCACAGCAUUUAUAAUGUAUUACUCCAAAGCAGCUCUGCUUCCAUUACUGUGAUUAUUUAGCAAGAACAGGGGGAUGGAGUCAGAGCAACUCAAAGAAAGACGCUCAACUGGGAUGUGCAGUUUUUCUCUAUUUGUCACUUUAGAAGUUCAUUUUUCAGUGUUUGUAAGACCAAAUCAGUUGCUGGUAAAAGCCAUGCAAUUUGCAGCUAUUUUAACAGGUAUGUUUUCGUUUAAGCCAACAGUGAGUUUGGACCUCAGAAAAGAAUUCCUGUGGUUAUAUUACAGCAAAUGCACAUGGAGUCCAUUACGUAAACCAGCCUGUGAGCACCACAAGUUUCUCGCUGUCAAGUAACUGCAUAUUCCUCAAAUAAGCAUUGUUUGUAUGAUAAAAAUGAAGUUGUGGAUGAAAUCUGCAGAAGUUUUUUCCAAGUACUUCGCAUCAAAAUGUGGAAAUAUGUUUUAAAGGCUGGAAUUGGAAUUUCAGUGCUUUUUUGUUUUAAUUUCAUUACUGAAAAUAUUUCAAAAUUUAGAAUAAAAGAAGUCAAAGUA